AUUCCGACAUCUCUGCGGCUGAGCUUGAGCUCUCAAUCAAAUCCCAGAGACGAGUAGGAAGCUCCGUGGAGACAUGUAAGAUGGCAGAGCUGCAGAUGUUACUAGAGGAAGAAAUUCCAGCCGGUAAACGAGCUCUCGUGGAGAGUUACCAGAACCUUACGAGGGUCGCGGACUACUGUGAGAAUAAUUAUGUUCAGGCACAGGAUAAGAGGAAAGCCUUGGAAGAGACCAAAGCCUACACCACCCAGUCUCUGGCAAGCGUGGCCUACCAGAUCAAUGCCUUAGCCAACAAUGUCCUGCAGUUGUUGGAUAUCCAGGCCUCGCAGCUGCGCAGGAUGGAGUCCUCCAUCAACCACAUCUCUCAGACGGUGGACAUCCAUAAAGAGAAGGUCGCCCGACGAGAGAUCGGCAUUGUGACAACGAAUAAAAACACAUCAAGGACUCAUAAGAUCAUCGCUCCGGCCAACAUUGAGCGGCCGGUGAGGUACAUCAGGAAGCCAAUCGACUACACAGUUCUGGAUGAUGUGGGCCAUGGAGUAAAGCAACACGGCAACAAUCAGUCCAUCAGAGGAGGAACUCUCUCCAGGACCAAUCCCCCAUCACAGAAACCUCCCAGCCCACCCUUGGCAGGACGAGGCACUCUUGGGCGUAACACUCCUUAUAAAACACUUGAGCCGGUGAAACCUCCAACAGUGCCCAACGAUUACAUGACGAGUCCAGCUCGCUUGGGCAGCCAACACAGUCCAGGACGCACUGCGUCGCUCAGCCAGAGACCGAGAACCCACAGUGGCAGCAGCGGGGGCAGUGGCAGUCGAGAGAACAGUGGCGGCAGCAGCAUCGGCAUUCCCAUCACCAUACCAACUCCCUCCAUUCCCAACUCAGUCCCAGUCACACUCUCAUGGGCCGCUCCUCCCCCAGCCCCUCCUCCUCCACCCCCCCUCCCUGGCCAGGGCCCACCAAUGCCAGCUGCUGCUAUAGCUGUGGCUGCUGGGCCAGGUCUCGGGCCCAUCCCAAUGUCUCAGUUCGGCACGAUAUCUCGGCAGAUCUCCCGACACAGCUCCACCACCUCCUCCGUCUCCAUGGUUUCUGCCACAGGCACAUACCGCCGAGCGCCGGCCGUCUCUGCCCAGUUCUCCCUGCAGCAGCCGCACGUUAACGGGGGCACAAACGCAAUGUCUAUGGCCCCCCCUCCUCCACCCAUGCCUCAGCUCACCCCACAGAUCCCGCUCACAGGUUUUGUGGCCAGAGUUCAGGAAAACAUUGCAGAUCCCCCGACUCUCCCCCCUCCCCCUGAUGACAUGCCCAUGUUUGACGAGGCUCCGCCUCCACCUCCGCCUCCGCCUCCGCCAGUCGACUUUGAAGAGGAAGAGGCAGCUGUAGUGCAGUAUAGUGACCCCUAUGCAGAUGGAGACCCUCACUGGGCCCCCAAGUCCUACAUUGAGAAAGUGGUUGCCAUCUACGACUACUCCAAGGAUAAGGCUGAUGAACUGAGCUUCAUGGAAGGAGCCAUCAUCUACAUCGUCAGGAAGAACGACGACGGCUGGUUCGAGGGCGUUUGCAACGGCGUCACUGGUCUGUUUCCCGGAAACUACGUGGAGUCCAUCAUGCACUACACCGACUGAAGAGAGCGGACCACAGUAUAGAGCGCUGUUCCUCACAAAUGAACUGUACUCCGUGGGGAUGGGUGGAUGUGGGCAAACGGGAUGAGCAGCUAUUCGGAGGAAGUCAGUGUACAUAAAAGGAAAGUUAGCCUGUGGGUGUCUGUAGUGAAUGUCAAUCACAGUAUCUUCAACAUGUGAACAUGCUUUUAUGACAUUUCCAACAAAGUCGACCAUUUAUUUGAUUUCCUUGAUCUCUCCAUUCACAUUUGUUUGGACAUUUUGGAUG
Sinocyclocheilus grahami is the source of this 1887-nucleotide messenger RNA. RefSeq names its product abl-interactor 1a (gene abi1a). The transcript has 11 exons. Gene Ontology annotation, molecular function: SH3 domain binding; signaling adaptor activity. Gene Ontology annotation, biological process: neuron migration. The record is from RefSeq and is a predicted model, not a curated record. Lineage: Eukaryota; Metazoa; Chordata; Actinopteri; Cypriniformes; Cyprinidae. The coding region runs from base 81 to 1622 and encodes 513 amino acids. Gene Ontology annotation, cellular component: SCAR complex; actin-based cell projection; lamellipodium.